Sipha flava (yellow sugarcane aphid) is the source of this 1276-nucleotide messenger RNA. RefSeq lists its product as uncharacterized. Lineage: Eukaryota; Metazoa; Arthropoda; Insecta; Hemiptera; Aphididae. Bases 85 to 1089 code for a protein of 334 amino acids. The record is from RefSeq and is a predicted model, not a curated record. The transcript has 3 exons.
CGUACGGAUUUUUUUAAUGUACGUUGUUCAGCAGCGAAAUAUUACUAACACCAAUGUAAUACCCACCGAUAAUCCACCAUCAUCAUGUAUCCGGACGACAGUGUUAUAUGCUGUAUAUUUCCGCAAAAAUGUAACAUGUACCAACGAACGCCGAUAAUUAUAUUUUGGGAAUCCAUCUGUUAUCUAAACAUGACCAUAAUUACAUGUGUAAUUGUCUUGGUUGUCUGGAGCAUAGUACGCCUGUACGCAAAGCUCGAUGUUUGUAGAUCGAUUAGUGUCUUAGAAGAGAGCGUGGGCUCGGUCGCGUGCACGGAAACCGCGGCGGCGGCAGGAGAAGAAGACGGCGGCGACGACGACGAAGAGAUCUCGGUGUACCGGAGCGAGGUGGAACUGUUGUGCGACAACUUCAACUCGUCCAACUCGGAAGUGACGACCACCGAAUCGGCGUGCACGUCCAAGUCGUCCGGUCCGAACGGGACGGCCGAACACGCCGAGACGUGCUGCAACGGUGGGUCGGCGUUCGACGCGUACGUUUCCACCGACGGCAGUUGUUGCAUGCGUUCGACGGCGAGUCAGGUCGCAGCGGUCCCGCCCAAGGGUCCGCGCGACGACCACCGUCCGAGCGCCGCGACCACGUCGUCCGAGUCCGAGAUGAUCGAUAUCCUGAAUCUGGAGGAUAAGAUCGCCAUGAGACCGGGGUGCGACAACGUUCGUACGAACACGAUUGACGGGAAAAAAAUGAACGAUAGUUUAUCGUCAUUGAAAAAUAAACCGUGCAGUUCGAAGCACAAAACUCAAAAUGCCAAUAACAAAUUGAAUAAUUUAAUGAUCGGUGAAAGCAGCAAGAUUGUUGCUCGCGGAAACCCCAAAGAUAAGAACAAUUACGAUGAUUUCGACGGCGACGACGAAGAUGAAGAAGACGAAAAUGAUUGCUGCGUCAUCAACAUGCGCGAUCCGAACUGUUCCAAAAAAGAAAAAAUUUGCAUUGACAAACACGAAAUCGAAAUCUGUCUAAAAUUCAAAGAUCAGAUGUAUCAUCCGACGGUUAAAGCAGACCAAUUUCUGGAAUUGAUAAAAAAAAAAUCCUGAUAACACCGACUGGUCAUAGAUACGUGAUAAAUAUUAAUCAACGAUCAUCACGCGAGAAGACGACACAUAGUAUUAUAAUAAUAAUAACGGUGUUACACCUACAAUAUUAUUUUAUGAAUUGUCUACGGGUCGUAAACACACGUAUCAUAUUGUUUACCGGAGAUACGCCGUGAAUUUCUUGUGCCGA